AUGUCGACACUUUCGGACGAAACCCUCAGAAAGAUCCUGCUGCAAAUUCAGCAGACUGCUGUGCAGUCGCAAAGGGCGUUGAACGUCUCUCGUCAACAAAUGUCCGCAAAGGAGAGGGAGCGCCGUAUACUGCAGUUGACCAUCGAUGAGAUCAGUCAGAUGGACAACGAAGUGAACUUGUACAAAGGAAUUGGGAAAAUGUUCAUGAUGGUACCCCGCCCUGAGAUGGAAAAGGAUCUGAAGACACAGGAGAAGGAACUCUCGGACGAUAUCAAUAAUCUAACGAAGAAGGCGAAGUAUCUCGAAAAGCAGUUCAACGACGCUCAAACCCAAUUACGCGACAUAUUUCAUCACGCUCCGAAACAAUGA
Molecule: messenger RNA, 369 nt
Organism: Pleurotus ostreatus (oyster mushroom)
Lineage: Eukaryota; Fungi; Basidiomycota; Agaricomycetes; Agaricales; Pleurotaceae
Exons: 5
Coding region: 1-369 (122 amino acids)
Biological process (GO): protein folding
Cellular component (GO): cytoplasm; prefoldin complex
Molecular function (GO): protein folding chaperone
Source: RefSeq, a predicted model, not a curated record